AUGGUGGUGGUGGCGCGGGUGAUUAUGGAGGACUGCAGAGCAGCGCAGUGUUCAUCGUGUUCCGUGUCCGGGGCUCCGGGAGCGUUGGGCGGCUGUGCGUGCAGCUCUGUGACCGCGGUGAGGCGGCAGCGGUCAGAGGGCUCCAUCCGCGCCGUCACCCGCCAUCAGCACCGUCUACCUGUUCAUCCGCUCAUGCCGCCGCAUCCACCCAUCAUCACCACCACCCCUUUCGUCGUCUCCUCCUCCUCCUCCUGCAGCGGCGUCCUCUCGGCUCUGUUACUCGGCGGUCGGGUCCCCUCCUCGGGCUUUCGGCGGUGGUGGCGGCGGCGGCUCCCGUCGGCUCUCCGCCCGGACGUGAGCUCUCAUCGUUCGCUCCUACCGGUCCGGGCCGCCGGUCCCAACCUCCGUCCCGUCCCGCCCGACCUGCUGACGCAGCCUUCUCCCCGCCGGAGGGUCGGUUUUAACGGGGAGCAGCGACGGUGGAAGAGACGGGCGAGAAAAAUAAAUAAAUCCUCCAUCGAAAGGGGGCGGGGCCACCGACACACGACGGAACUACGUGCAACAAAGAUCAGCUGGUCGUCGGCGGGUGGAGGGUGGAGGGGUGGGGUGGAGGGGGUGGUGGUGGUGAUGGUGCGGGGUGGGAGGGCCGACUGCAGCCUGCCAGACUUCACCCCAGCAUCACCACCUCUGCAGGAAAAUGUUUUUGUGAACUCUAAGUCAAACACUGUUACCCCUCUAAAGAAAAAUGGUGUAAGGCGGCUUCCGGGAAUCUGUCGACGCUUGAAGCGACGAAGAGUCACAAUCCUGUGUAACCUGGAGAAGUUCUGCUGGGGGCGAAGUUGGUGGAAAAGUCAAAAGACUUCAUCUGGUCAGGUGUGCCCGUGCCCUCGGGGUUCCAGGUGUUCACAUUUCUUUCUCCACAGUAUCUGA
This is a messenger RNA of Menidia menidia (Atlantic silverside), 930 nucleotides long. Lineage: Eukaryota; Metazoa; Chordata; Actinopteri; Atheriniformes; Atherinopsidae. The record is from the annotation of a GenBank genome assembly.